This is a messenger RNA of Laccaria bicolor S238N-H82, 2127 nucleotides long. RefSeq lists its product as uncharacterized. Lineage: Eukaryota; Fungi; Basidiomycota; Agaricomycetes; Agaricales; Hydnangiaceae. The record is from RefSeq and is a predicted model, not a curated record. Gene Ontology annotation, cellular component: nucleolar ribonuclease P complex; ribonuclease MRP complex. Bases 1 to 2127 code for a protein of 708 amino acids. Gene Ontology annotation, biological process: tRNA 5'-leader removal. Gene Ontology annotation, molecular function: protein binding. The transcript has 13 exons.
AUGACAGGGUUACCCAGUACUAUCGACGUUGAGAAGUUUGUUGAGGCACGAGCGUUCGAAAUCGAUGCUAUGCAAAAGGCCAUGAAAACGGCCAAUUCAAGCUCGACACAGAGAGCGUGGCAAGCUUUGCCAAGGCACCUUCGGCGUCGAGCCGCGAGUCACGAUGUACGACGUGUUCCUUUGAAGCUUCGGGAUAAAGCACGCGCUGAGAUACAUUGGCAGAUGGAUCCAAUACGCAAAAAAACUCUUGGUUCAAUGCCCAAACGUGGUAAACUCAAACGGAUUAGUCAAACGGACAAGUUCUUAAGUCGACAGCGCGAUAAAACCUGGCUCGAAACGCAUCUUUGGCAUGCCAAGCGCAUGAAAAUGAGCGACAUGUGGGGUUACCGUUUGGCCGUGCAUCCAACCGAAAAGGCUUACCGUCCUUCUCAUCGAGCAUCCGUGCAUGGUUCCAUACUCCACGAUGCCUCCUAUCAUUCUCUAGUGGAAAUGCGAGGCCCCCAAGAGAUACUAAUAUCAAUGCUAGAGUUGUCUUGUGACCCACAAGGGCCAGGACCGGGAUCAAAACGAUGUUUGGGUGGUUCGCGUACUCUCGAAACUCAUUUAUAUGAACCGGGAGGUUACCCUUUUGCUUUAAUUGCACCUGUAACCAUCAUCUGGCGACCAACAGCGAAUGCGAUCCAGGAGGAAUCUCAACUGAGGACAGUCUGGUUACGCUUUCACCCAUCCGCUCAGAACGAAGUCCUCGCCAAUUUGAAAACAGUCGCGUCGCAGAUUUUGUCUAAAUACAAGUCAAAUAAUUCUUUGGCAAAGGAUGUCAAUGUCGAGAUCAAUGAUUUGAAGGACCGAAUUAACGUUUUUGAAAUCAUGGGUCCCAAGGCGAGUCAGGUCAUUAAAGGGUCACUGAGUCCUGCCUCCCAUGAGAAGACAGAAGAUUUUCGCAAGUUUUGGUCCUCUCUAACCAACUUGCAAACUGCUGGUUCCCUUCCUCGAGGAAUGAUCGUUGGCUUCAAGGUCGAUGAUCCACGACUGAAUUUUCCUCCAAAGGACGCGAAAUGUAAGCCCAAUACGUCUGGACUGGGCAGUGUUGUUUUCCCUUCGUCGACACUUGCCAGCAGCGAGAUUUGGGAUGAGUCUAUACGGGAUGCACUGGCGAAACCUCGUUACAAAAAGAAAGAACUUGACGAGCGCCGUUCGAAGAACAUCAUCCCUGGAACUCCACUGAACCCAUUACGCCAGGACGACCGCAUUCCCGUCCUGCUCAUCCAACGCACCUUAGAGGCACAAUCCAGCGGCUCUGAUAGUCAGGCUCUUCAUGGAUGGACAUUGAUCGUUCCUUCUGGGUGGUCGAUGGCGUUUUUUAGCUCAUUGAUUUUCACUGGCACGCGAGUGGCUGGUCAAAGGGAACGUCAAACUCAAGCCUAUGAAGCAGGCACUGUGUACUUCCCAUGGGACUAUCCGUUCACUGCUGCGUACACGACUUACUCCAUGGAUCGGGAGAAGCAGGAAAGAGAAUCUUGGGAACGGAAACCGCCAGCGAAACGAGUCAACUACGACAAGCUAGGUACAAUAAGCCCAUGGAAAGCUGACUGGGCGACGCUUCUUGGCCUUCAAAGAAACUCACAAGAACGCGGGGAGGAAGAGGACCUCGUCACCACUCAAAGAGAUAUGCCAGCUGCCGACAAGGACGAUGUCCAGAAAAACGUCAAACCAUGUGCUUACCUUCUCUCGGAGAUGGGCAGACUACGGCUGAAGCGGUCCCAGGAACCUUUCUCUGUGGACCUGAAAGCAGCGGAUCUUCUUCAAGGGGCUCUAGUCAACAUCAAGUUGGUCAUGUGCUCGAGGGGUGCACCAGAAGACUUGUCGAUAAUUUACUCUGUUGGAGAUGAAGAAGCAAGACGAUGGGAGAAGCUUCUUCAAAACUUCACAACGAGCGCAAUGGAUCCCGAGGAGGAAACGCCAGAGGAGUUGGAGCUGGCGGAAAUCGUUCCUCCAGAAGAGUCAGUAAUAGGAUAUGUCACCACUGGCCAUUUCUCGCUUUCAAGGGGUCAAGGCUUUGCUAUUGGAGCGAUCCCGGUUACUCGAUUUUUUGAAUUGAGACAGCAGACUAACCGGUCAGUUGCCUGA